Phyllopteryx taeniolatus (common seadragon) is the source of this 585-nucleotide messenger RNA. RefSeq names its product peptidyl-tRNA hydrolase domain containing 1 (gene ptrhd1). Bases 45 to 428 code for a protein of 127 amino acids. The transcript is spliced from 2 exons. The record is from RefSeq and is a predicted model, not a curated record. NCBI's taxonomy places the organism in Eukaryota, Metazoa, Chordata, Actinopteri, Syngnathiformes, Syngnathidae. Gene Ontology annotation, molecular function: peptidyl-tRNA hydrolase activity.
UGAUUCCUUAACCCGGAAGAUAAAUACGCGCUGUGGCCAAACAAAUGGCUGCCUCAGGGGCCGCCGGUUCCCCAGGCCGCCUAGUCCAGUACGUGGUAGUCCGCGCGGACCUGGUCCACAAGCUGUCGUGGCCGCUGGGAGCCGUCAUCACGCAGGCGUGCCACGCCGCCACGGCCGCCGUCCACCUCCACUACGCCGACCGGGACACGCAGAGCUACCUGGCCGAGCUCGACUCCAUGCACAAAGUGGUGCUCGCGGCUCCGGACGAGGCCGCCCUCUCGGGCUUGUCUGAGAGCCUGACCCAGGCCGGCGUGGCCCACAAGCUUUGGAUUGAGCAGCCCGAGAACAUGGCCACCUGUCUGGCCCUGAAGCCGUACCCCAGAGAAAGGGUGCAGCCGCUGCUCCGCAAGUUCAAGCUCUUCAAGUGAUCUCUGACUGACUUUUACUGGAAAACAUGGCUGCCAUUGUUAUUGUAUCAUGACUUGGACUAUUCAAGUUUUGCUGUAAAAAAACGAACUGCAUACAUAAACAUUGAAAAGCCGCUUCUUCCACGCAACCGUAUUAAAAUGUCUUUUAAACGGUUAA